Messenger RNA from Rhopalosiphum padi (bird cherry-oat aphid), 4333 nucleotides. RefSeq names its product bestrophin-4 (gene Best2). The record is from RefSeq and is a predicted model, not a curated record. Bases 423 to 2522 code for a protein of 699 amino acids. The transcript has 11 exons. NCBI's taxonomy places the organism in Eukaryota, Metazoa, Arthropoda, Insecta, Hemiptera, Aphididae. Gene Ontology annotation, molecular function: chloride channel activity.
ACGGAAAGUCGAACGACAGAUUAGCGAGUUCAAGCGCGCGCGUGUGUGUAAUAGAAAUAAUAAUAAUAUUAAUAAAAUAUUAACACAUAUUUAUAUUAUAUUAUAUUAUAUUAAUUUUAUCUUUGUCGUGUCUGUCGUUUAUUUUAUGAAUAUGUUUAAGUGUUAUUCAAUAAUAAUAUAUUUUUUUUAUCGUCAAUAAAGCCGAAAAAAAAAUCCGUUUAUCGAUCUUCGCGUUUUGGUGAUUUUCCUCUGGUAAUUUAUUCACACAUUAUUAGUUGUCACAAAACGGAAUAAUUCGGUUACAAAAUAAUUUAAUGAUAUGUGAUUAUAAGUCAUAAUAAUAAUUGUAAUAAUAUGUGACGAUGAGUGUCCGCGGUGUUUGACGGAUACGCGAUCUACGUGAGGAUUUACGCUCUUAAAUUAUGACCGUUUCGUACUCGCGUCUCGUAGCCAACGGAAGUAGUUUUGGAUGUUUUGGCAGUAUACUUUGCAAAUGGCGAGGAAGCGUCUACAAGCUUGUAUGGAGGGAAUUAGCAGCCUAUUUAGUGGUUUAUUUUGCCAUAAAUUUAGCAUACAGGUUUGCAUUCACCGAAGCCCAGCAAAAAUUGUUCAUAAAAAUCCGGUGUUACUUGGCCGGUCAUUCUGCGAGUGUCCCGUUGACGUUUGCUAUGAGCUUCUAUGUCGGUUUGGUGGUAAAACGAUGGUGGGAACAGUAUAGGUUAUUACCUUGGCCCGAUACGUUAGCCCUUUUUGCAAGUGCGGCAAUACCGGGGACAACAGACGAAAGAGGGCGGCUAAUGAGGAGGAACAUAGUAAGGUACGCGGUACUGGCAUAUGUUAUCACUUUGAAGCAAGUGAGCAUAAGGGUGAAAAAACGAUUUCCCACAUUACAACACAUCGUCGACGCCGGUUUGAUGAUGGAUAGCGAGAAGGAGAUACUGGAAGCAGUGGAAGCGAAGACUGCGAUGACCAAUUACUGGAUCCCGUUGACUUGGGCCACCAACAUCAUAAAUCGGGCCAGAAGAGAGAAACUGAUAUCCAACGAUCACAUGGUACAGACAAUACUGUUGGAGAUGUCCGACAUGAGGUACAGACUGGGAUCGCUGAUUGGUUACGAUAAUGUCAACAUUCCCAUUCUCUAUUCACAGGUGGUGACGUUGUCGUUGUACGCUUAUUUCGGCGCUCAGCUUAUCGGAGCUCAGAUGGUAGAGCCUCCGGCAGAUUGGGGAUUCAAAGAUUUUAAAGAGUUCGACCUAUACGUACCGAUCUUGACGAUUAUCGAGUUUUGUUUCUUCGUCGGAUGGCUGAAAGUGGCGGAAGUUCUCAUUGGACCUUUCGGUGAAGACGACGACGACAUAGAGCUCAACUGGUUGAUCGACCGCCACAUAAAGGCGGCUUAUAUGAUCGUAGACGAAAUGCACGAAGAACACCCGGAACUACUGAAAGACCAGUACUGGGACGAGGUAGUGCCCAAAGAUCUGCCGUACACAGUGGCAUCGGAACACUACAGGCGCGAGGAGCCCAAGGGGUCGGCUGAGUGCUAUAAGGUCAAGGAAUCGGAUUCGUUGUAUGCGAACAUGGCACCGAUGCAUCACAUGCACAGGAAGACCGCGGUGCCCGAGGACGUGUACGCAGACUACGAGAGCGUUGACACGCCAAUGGCUGAACGCCGUAAAAAUUGGUUCCAGAGGCAAAUACAUCGAGUGGGAUCGAUUAGAUCGUCAUCGACAACUUAUUCGUCUGGUGGUCUAUUCAAUCGAACCAGGCACAAUUCAGUGUAUUCGAGUCCGGAAAACGGCUUACCCGUGUCAGCAGGCAUAAACGGUCACGGCCACAUCAACGGCAUUAACGGAAGCACACCACAUUUGCAAAAGAUAACGCUGUACGACCGACUGUGGGGUAGGAAAUCUAUGAAAAGUCGACGAGGUAGUACUCAAGGUUCGAACAAGAUUAAUGGACAAAUGAAUGCCAGAGGAAGGCCUAGAAUUCCGACGCCGGAUGUGCAAAAGGACGGUGCUGUCGAUAAGGACAACAAACAGAAUAUGUCCGUCAACGGUUCUACUCAGCCAGGAACGUAUCCGUCAGAUUUGCCCGCAGUCGUACAGGUGGUGUUGUCGCCAAUCCAAGAAAUGGAUCCCAACCUGUCGGGCACGUUGCACAACCAGCGCCGAGUGGCCGGCAGCAUGGGCGUCUGCCAGGGCGUGCUGAAUCCGGCGUUCACCGGCACCGCCGUGUACACCACCAUGUCGGUCAGCCCGAUCGCCAUGUCCACGGUGUCCAUGAGCCGGCCGCUGCUGUCGUCGCUCGGCAUCACCGCGGCGUCGGCGACGGGCGGCGCGACCACGCCACCCGCGCAGCCGUUGCUCAUCACAGACGUCACCGCGGCCACGGUGGCCGCUGCGCACCACUCGGACAAGGACGACAGCGCGUGCGGCGGCAGUUCCAGCGGCAGCGUGUCCAGCACGGACGACCGGAAGACGCCGGCGACCAACAGGCGCAAGAGGGGCGAGGUGUACGUGUAGACCUGCCGUUCCGUUUUUCCAGUUUCUUCCGUUAAUCAUAAUCAUAUAGUUAAUAAUAAUAAUAUUAUAAUGUGCACAAAUUAUAGAUUUUAUCUUUGUUAUUACGUGCGCGGGGUUGACGGUAUUUUGUUGUUGUUGUUUUUGUUGUUUCCGAAACCGCGACGACUGCGCGCACGUAAAGACUGUGGAUGGGCCUGGGGAGAUGGGGAAUGAUGGAGGUGUAAGAGAUAUAAUAUAAUAAUUUAACGAAACGAUUUGAUUUAAUUAUACCGGACGUGCCUGAUACCCGUUGCUCGUCUUAAAUUCUCAUACGAUCUCCCGUGGAUUAUAUAGUAAAUAAUUAAUAAAAAUUCACACCUACAGGUGUAAAUAUUUUAUAUUACCUAUGUGAAGUGCUCGAGAACGAUUUUCUUCGAAAAGGCUGAUGGCGCUAAACUUUCCGAAAUAAAAUUGAGCUUAAUGUCAUCGAUUCCGAGCCAUUUCCCUGCACGUCGAGUACGAGUUCAAAGUAUAAUGUAUACGUAACAUUUACCGGGUCAUUGGCGAGCGUCGUUUCCUGGUACAUCGGUGUGACGGUGUGAGAGUUUUUUUAUGGUUACGCCGACAGUCGUUACUAUAGCGGCGUUGGGUCGAGUACCUACGCUAGAAUAUCUCGGUUAGAUUUUCGAUAUUGUUUUGAAUCCCCGAUUAAUAUGAUAUUUAUAAAUGUAUUAAUUUGCAGCGUGUCGUAGUGAUAAAAAUUUUCCAAAAAAAUCUUCUUUAUCUGUAUGCACAAUGCAUGCAUACAUCGCCCACCGGUAAUACGGUUUUCUUUUUAUUACGCAUUCGAUGUAGGUACUUACUGUGUAUUAUACAUAAUAUCAAUAUUAUUAUACAUAUUAUUUUCGGUGUACCAUUCCGAAUGACAAGACUGCUGACAACGUGUACAUCGCGUGAUAGGUACAUACCGUCAGCCCCAGACUGGUGCAGUAUUUUCCUAUAUAUUUAUGUUAUAUCAUAAUAUAAUAACAAUAUUAUUAUAAUGCCUCGUGCAUAUCGGAACUCGUAUUAUACAUAAUGUGAUACACUGGUACAAUGUAUUUAUGCAUAUCGUAUUUUAUAGACUCGUACGAACGCGUUGCAUACUUAAGUGUACAACAAAUACAGUAAUACGUCCAUAAUAAAAUAAUAAACAAUAUAAGUAUAAUUAUGUAUACAUAGGUAAUAAAUUGUAAGUAGCGAGUGGCUAAGCGAGAUGACGCGAUAUUGUAUAUUUUUUAGUAAUAAAAAAAUUAUAAAUUAUAAUGUGUAACGCCUAAGAGUCAAAUUAUUAUGAAUUUUGCUCAAUUUGAACAAUUAUAUUUUAUUUUAUAGAGACAUAUUAUAUUUUUAAGAUGUACCUAUAUAAUAUUUUAAAUCGCCACUGUAUAUAAUAUAUAUAAAAUAAGGCAUAUAAACCAAUAAUGUAUGUAUAAAUUCUAACAACUAACCCAACUCACAUAUUAUUACUAUAAAUAAAAUAACACGUUUCUAUAUCGUACCUAUAUAAUAAUGUAUACUAUUCAAAAUACUAUACAUAAAUAUUUGUAAAUAUUAUCAUUAUUAUUAUUAUAUAUUUACCAUUGUUUUAGCAACAUUAUAAUCUUAAUAAUAAAUAGUAUUAGUUAGACGUUAAAAUUACUAGAUUUUUAUAAUAUACCUAUAUAAUAUGUAUAUUAUAAUAUAUAUGAACAAAAUGUGAUACCUAAUCAAAACACCAAAUAUGCCGUCCAAUAUGUCUAUCAUUAUAAUAUUAUGCCUGUGUAAUAUAAUAUACAAUAUUGUGUAACCUA